Parnassius mnemosyne (clouded apollo) is the source of this 6720-nucleotide messenger RNA. NCBI's taxonomy places the organism in Eukaryota, Metazoa, Arthropoda, Insecta, Lepidoptera, Papilionidae. The record is from the annotation of a GenBank genome assembly.
AUGAUUCCAUUAAAAGACAAUCAGGAUGUGGCAUCGUUCCUUGUCACAAAACAUUCAUGGAAGGGCAAGUACAAACGUGUGUUCUCAGUAGGCACUCAUGGAAUUACUACAUAUAAUCCUGAUCGUUUGGAGGUGACCAACAAGUGGCUAUAUGCUGACAUCAUAAAACUUGCAUCAGCUAAGCAUUCUAACUCUACAUCCAACCAUGACUUUACACUCAUAAUGAAGAAAGACAAGAAAAUGGAUUCUAUGAGAUUCUCAUCUGAACACAAAUGUCUAAUAUUAACAGAGGCUUUUAAGUAUAGACAUUUGUUUGCAGAACAGCAAAAGGAUAUUUAUAGGUACCAAGCAUAUAAACACCAUUGGAGUGGCACUAGGUUGCCUAUAGUUCUUGAAGUAGGACCAUGUUCACUAGAACAAUUGGACCCCUCAACACAUACAUUGCUGGCCAGCUAUCCAUAUUGUGAUAUUCAAGGUAUUUUGCCAGUCCGUGAUGUACCCGGCGGAUUUGUUCUGGCUGUUGGAGGUUACAGCCGUCUGCAUCUUUUCUCCAAUGCUAUGGAGCAUCAAGCUAUAAUAAGCAAAAUGCUUGAGAUGGCUAACUUGACUCUCAAUAUCAGUAUCAAAGUAUUGACAGCAACAAUUACUCUGGAUGACUACCAUGAUCAAAGAUUUGGAAAAUACUGCGGCGAUCAUCAUCAGACGUCAUUGAGCGAGUUUACGGUUCACAAAGUCAACCCGGCACGUCAUAUGGAGCCUAUGCGCCGUACACUCUGCCUUUCUGACACAUGCAUACUAGAGCGAGACCCACAAACAUAUUCGGUGGUGUGCUUACGUCCUCUUAGUGACGUUUUCGCCCUGAUCCGCGAUCCUGAUCAUCCACAGAAGUUUGCUGUUGAAUAUCUUAAUGGACAAAUUCGUACCUACCUAGCAGGAGAAAGGGAUGCGUUGUUAGCCUCACUGGUGGACGGCGUGCGGUCGAGCGGGCAGCGGGACGUGCACGUGCGCUCGACGCUGACGCCGCGCGGCUACAGGCUCGGCCCGCUGCACCAAGCCGUGGACGAGGAGACCGAGUCCAAUCAUCUCAGAUUGUUUCAGAAUUCGGUCGGCAUGUCGAGAGCUGAAGUGAUAGAACGGUUUAAUGCUAACGUUGGAUACAGUGGCUUAAUAUACUCCGUCAGCCAAGACAGAUUGUUUGCUGAAAACAAGGAAAAACUUAUCUCAGGCGCGUUAACCGCAUUAGUGAGCAGCGCGCCCUCUGGAGCGGAUUUGACCCCGCGUGAGCUGGAGGCUCAGUUUCACGCAUUGAGGCGACUUUGCGCAAGCAAAGUUGGUUUUGCUGCCUUCACUGCGUUACCUGGGUUCCGCGAGUGGAUCGGCAGCGCGGUGGUGAGCGCGCUGCGGCGCGAGGAGGCGGGCUGCGCGCACGCGGCGCUGGAGGCCGUGUGCGCGCUCAUGCAGCCCAUGCACCUCGACCCCGACCUGCGCCAGGAGCAGCUCAACAAGGCCAGCAUGCUCUCCUCGCCCGCCUUCCUCGACGGCCUGCUCGCCAUGUGGGCCGAACACAUCACUUCAGGUAGCGGUGCAUUGGUGGUGGCGGCGAUGUUGGAUUUCCUGACGUUCGCGCUGUGCGUGCCGUACAGCGAAACAACUGACGGAAAGCAAUUCGAUCAGCUGUUAGAAAUGGUUGCUAAUAGAGGGCGAGUCAUCUUCAAAUUGUUCGAGCACCCGUCGCUGGCGAUCGUGAAGGGCGCGGGUCUGGUGACGCGCGCGCUGGUGGAGGAGGGCGCGGGGCGCGUGGGCGCGCGCAUGCAGGCGCUGGCGCUGGCCGAGGCCGCGCUGCCGCGCCACCUGCUGGCCGCGCUGUACGCGCCCGCCGCGCCCGCCGCGCCCCACCCCGCGCGCCUGCACCUGCGCCACCUGGCGCGCCACCUCGUCGCGCUCUGGCUCGUCGACCACGCGCCGGCGCACGACCUGCUGCGCCGCAUCAUGCCGUCCGGCCUGCUGGCCUUCCUGGACAGCGCGGACGCGCCGCCGGCCGGCGCGCAGAGCGACCAGGAGCAGGCGGCGCAGCGCGAGCGCGACAACCUGCAGCUGGCGCAGGCCACGCUGCGCACGCGCGCGCCGCACUGGGACGCGCUCGAGCGACAGCUCAAGCACGUCGAGAAGCACAUCGAGCACUACGCGUCGCUCGCGCUGCAGCACUGGGCUCAGCGGGCGCGCAGCGUGACGGGGGCGGGGGCGGGGGCUGGUGCGGUCGCGGGGGCGGGCGCGGCGGCGGGGGCGGGGGGCGCGGUCGCGGAGCGGCGCGAGCGGCCCGUGCUGCUGCGGCGGCGCCGCGAGCGCCUCAAGUCCACCGCCAACUGGCCGCUCUUCUACUACCAGUUCCAUCGCGACCACGCGCUGCCCAACCUCAUAUGGAACCAUACCACUCGUGAAGAACUCCGUAACGCGUUAGAGAAUGAACUACGUGCAUUUACGUCGGACCGUGAUGUGGCUGGCAACACUCUAACAUCAUGGAACCACGCGGAGUUGGAAGUACAUUACCAGUGUUUGCAGAACGAAGUCAAAAUCGGCGACUAUUACCUCAGGAUAUUGCUCGAGCAGAGGGAUAACGAUGACAGCCCUAUACGCAAGUCGUAUGAAUUUUUCAAUGACCUCUAUCACCGUUUCUUAUCAACACCGAAGGUCGAAAUGAAAUGCAUGUGUCUACAGGCUAUGACUAUUGUGUACGGAAGAUAUUAUGAAGAUAUUGGUCCAUUCGCUGAUACGAAAUAUAUUGUUCAAAUGUUAGAUAGGACGUGCGACAGGAUGGAAAGAGAUAGACUAGUUCAGUUCCUAUCAAAGUUAAUAUUACAUAAGAAAAAUGUUAGUGAAAUAUUGGAAUGGAACGGUGUAAGGAUCCUGGUGGAGCUGACGACGCUGGCGCACCUGCACACGUCGCGCGCCACGGUGCCGGCGCAGAGCAACGUGCUGGAGGCGGGCGCACAGCCCGGCGACCAGCCCGCGCCCAGCGAGUGGUACUACAACCUCGAGCUGCCCGACAAGCUGCUCCGCAAGGGGCCCGUCAGCCUGCAGGAGCUGAAGGAGCUGUACAAGUCGGGCGAGAUCAACAACAAGACGAAGUGUUGGGCGAACAGCAUGGAGGGCUGGCGGGCGGUGGGCAGCGUGCCGCAGCUCAAGUGGACGCUGGUGGCGCGCGGCGCGCCCGUGCUGGACGAGAGCGCGCUCGCCGCCACCGUGCUCGACCUGCUCAUCACCUGCGCGCGCUACUACCCCAGCAGAGAUGAAGAAGAUGCAGUGAUAAGGCCACUACCACGAGUAAAACGAAUAUUAUCCGAACCAUCUUGUUUAGCCCACGUUGUACAACUAUUGUUAACAUUUGAUCCUAUUCUUGUUGAAAAGGUGGCAACAUUGUUGUACGAAGUCAUGCAAGACAAUCCAGAAAUAUCAAAAUUAUAUUUAACGGGCGUAUUUUACUUUAUGUUAUUGUAUACGGGCUCUAAUCUUUUACCGAUUGCGAGGUUCCUACGACUCACACACAUGAAACAGGCGUUUAGAGCUGAUCAAUCUAGUUCGGACAUAAUGCAGCGGUCGAUAUUAGGACAAUUGCUACCGGAAGCAAUGGUAUGCUACUUGGAAAAUCAUGGCGCUGAAAAGUUUGCACAAAUAUUCCUCGGCGAGUGGGAUACGCCUGAGGCUAUCUGGAACAACGAAAUGAGGCGCAUGCUGAUAAUGAAGGUGUCGGCGCACAUCGGCGAGUUCACGCCGCGGCUGCGCGCGCACGUGGCGGCGCGCUACCCGUACCUGGCCAUCCCGGCCGUGCGCUACCCGCAGCUGCAGCGCGAGCUCUUCUGCAACAUGUUCUACCUGCGCCACCUGUGCGACACCGCGCGCUUCCCCGACUGGCCCGUGCCCGACCCGGUUGGUCUCCUGAAAGAUGUGUUAGAGGCGUGGCGACGUGAAGUGGAAAAGAAGGCGCCAUCCAUGACAGUGAGCGAUGCCUACGCUGUCCUGGGUUUGGAUGCUGGCUCUCACGACGAGGCGGCCGUGCGUAAAGCAUAUUACCGCCUCGCUCAUCAGUACCACCCUGAUAAGAACCCCGAAGGACGGGAUCGUUUCGAAGCGGUCAACCAGGCGUAUGAGUUUCUAUGCAGCAGGAAUGCAUGGACCGGUGAUGGACCCAAUACAAACAAUAUCCUUCUUAUCCUGCGGACGCAGACCAUAUUAUUCGAAAGGUAUUCUGAUGUGCUGGAGCCGUACAAAUAUGCGGGCUACCCGCAGCUUCUGAGCACGGCGCGGUUGGAGGUGGAGUCGGAGCAGCUGUUCAGCGAGAGCGACGCCGCGUUGCUGCCCGCCGCCUGCCAGCUGGCGCUCGCUACCGUGCGCUGCUCCGCACUCAACGCGGAGGAGCUGCGUCGCGAGGGCGGCCUGGAGGUGCUGCACAGCGCGCUGGCGCGGUGCGCGGCGGUGCUGGGCGGCAGCGGGCGCGUGGCGGGCGCGGUGUGCGCGGCCAGCGCGCGCUGCUUCGCCGUGGCCGCCGCCUUCCCCGACUGCCGCCGCGCCUGCGCCGCGCUGCCCGCGCUCGCCGCGCACCUCGUGCCGCUGCUGCGCCGCCCGCAACUGGGCGACUGCGCAUGUGCGGGCGCGGAGGCGGCGGCGGCGCUGGCGGCGGAGGCGGCGUGCCGCGCGCGCCUGGCGCGAGCCGGCGCGCUGCACGCGCUGCUGCCGCACACGCUGCGCUACGACUACACGCUCGCCGAGUCUGGCUUGCCCACCGAGGGAGAGAACAAACAGGUGGUGGCUAAUCAGUUGGCAGUCCAGUGUGUGACAGCUCUGAGUGCAAUGUAUGGCCCGCAUGAAGAAACUACGCCGGAAGACGAGCGCGUGCGCGAAGCAUUGCACUUAUUACUCACUCCAUACUUGUGUGCACGACUCUCACAGCCCGAUAGGCAUGAGCUCCUAAAAACUCUCACGUCGAAUUGGCGGACGCCGUACCUCGUUUGGGACAACAGUACACGCGCUGAGCUGAAGGAACUGCUGUCUCAUUGGCGUUCGCUUGAAGAUGAUGAGCCGCUAGUGGAGCCCGGUUUCAAGUACACGGCACAUGAGGGAUUGUUGCCCGUGGGUAGCGUCUAUCUAGAUAUCUACAAUGAGCAGCCCGACUUCCCCAUCGAGAAUCCUCAGCAGUUUGUGAUAGAUUUACUCAAAUUUAUAGAAGAACAAACUCAAAAUGAAAUGACUGACGAAAGAGUCGAACACAUCACAUUAGCUCUUAAUGCUUUGGCAAACGUCAUCAUUAAGAAUCCUGGAGUGGAGAUCCAGUGCAUCGGCUCAUUCGGACUGAUUUUCGGGCUGAUCUCUGGGCGCACGUGGGGGCUGAUGCGCGCGGCGGCCCUGCGUGCGGCACAGGCGGCGAGCGGCGUGCGCGAGUGCGUGGAGGACGUGGCGGCGGCCGGCGUGCUGGGCCACCUGCUGCCGCUGCUGGGCGAGCGCGCGCCGCCGCCCGGCGCGCUGCCCGCGCUCGCUGCGCUGCUCGCCAGCACCGCGCUCGUGCGCGAGGCGCUCGCCAAGGGUGCUGUGAUAUACCUUUUGGAUCUGUUUUGCAACAGUAAAAUACCAGAAACAAGAGAAGCAGCCGCGGAAUUGUUGGCUCGAAUGAUGUCCGAUAAAUUGCAUGGACCUAAGGUACGGCUGACGAUAUCGCGGUACGUGCCGGGCGUGUUCGCGGACGCGAUGCGCGAGUCGAGCAGCGUGGCGGCGCAGUCAUUCGACGCCACGCACGAGCACCCCGAGCUGGUGUGGGCCGACGACGCGCGCCGCCGCGUGCAGGCGCACGUCGCCGCGCUGCGCGACAGGCACCUAGCCAACCAGUUGCGGGAUCCCAAUGUGUUGUUCGAGGAUCGGGAGACUUUAGAACGGGUGGCAAACGGAGAGGAAGUGUGGGCACCGCCGGGCGAGGUAGUGGUGGGUGGCGUGUACCUCAAGCUGUUCCUACAGAACCCGAACUGGAGCCUGCGGAGCCCUAAGAAGUUCCUGCAAGAGCUGCUCACUGAGACGCUCACUUCGCUCAAUAAGGAUUCUUCAGAUGUGCGGGGCGGACGUGGGGAAACAUGCGCGCGCGCGCUGGCGGCGCUGGUGCGUGCGCGGCCAGCGCUGUGUGAGGCGUGCGCGCAGCUGGGCGAGCUGCCGCGCCUUGCGCGCCUGCUGCCCGCGCGCCCGCGCGCCGCCGUGCCGCUGCUGGCCGCGCUCGCGCACUCGCACACUUGCGUUGCGGCCUUAACACAAACAGAAGUUAUGUCGGGGCUGAAGACAGCGGUGAAAACGUGUCAAGAAAUCACAGGCAGUGCGUGCGAGGCGCUCGCUACUAUUUUCGAUAACAGCAAUGCGAACACUGAUAAAUUAGUUUUACAGGCUUUAGAAAGCGAUCUCAUCGGCGAAUUGCUUGGUUUGUUGGAGACGCGGCUGGAGGGGCAGGUGACGGCGCAGCUGGUGAACGCGCUGAAGGGCAUGUCGCGGUCCGCUGCGCACGGCGAGCGCGUGCGCGCGCUGCUGGGCCGCAGCCGCGUGUGGCAGCAGUACGCCGCGCAGCGCCACGACCUGUUCCUGUCCUCCGCGCCGCAGCACAGCGCACUGGCAGGUGGGGCACCUCCUCAUUCAGCGGGCUACUUAACGGCGCCACCCUCGAGUAUUCCAGCUCAGCCGCCGCCUAUAGACUGA